Bursaphelenchus okinawaensis is the source of this 1898-nucleotide messenger RNA. NCBI's taxonomy places the organism in Eukaryota, Metazoa, Nematoda, Chromadorea, Rhabditida, Aphelenchoididae. The record is from the annotation of a GenBank genome assembly.
AUGAAGAGUUCCGAGUCAAAAUCACCAUCGGAGAAUACGCCAACAACGAUCGAUGACAAUCCUCGACCAUCAUCAAGCGAAGGAACUUUGAAAGAUUUCAUAUUCGAACUGGAGGAUGAAGAAGAUAUUAACAUGCCUGUGCUGAGAAAAGAUCGAGCCAUUCCGAAACAAAAUAAGUUUUUCAAAAAGGACAAAAGUGAUGAUGUAAGUGCAGGAUUUUAAUUUAAAAAGUGAAAAAAUGGAAGAUUUGUUAAAAUUUUUGGGUAAUAAGUAGAUGUCAAAACGUGUUGUUUACUAAGAGUGGAUGUUCUUUGGUCUACUUGAAGGUUUUUUACACUAAAAGCAAAGUUAUCUGGGGAAUAGCAUAAAGGCAUUUAUAAGCUGAAUCAAUUUUAUUGGUAAUGAUAAUUUUUAAGCCUAAUUCAUAUGACCUACAAAUUGUUUAUGUAAUUUCAGUGGAAUCUUAAAUUUUUAUCACCAACGGCGGAAUCCGGUGAGAAGCGCACGAAUCGUCGAAAUCGAAACAAAUGUGAGACUUGUGGUCAAGGCGGUCUAAUAUACUGUUGUGAUGGUUGUCCAUCAGUAUUUCAUGCUACAUGCCAUUGGCCAAGGAUCCAGGGUAACAAAAAAGAAGCGUUUUUUUGUCGAAAAUGCAAAAUUUUACAAAAUUUGGCCAAUGAUUCGGAAGGAUUCAAGUAUAAACAGGUAUGCUUUUAAAGGUUUUAAAGCAAUAACGUAUUUUUGUUUGAAUUCAAAUUUGAAGUCUUGUCGUUUUUGAUUAAACAUAAGUUUUUUAGAGGAGCGAAGAAAAUGACGAAUCAAUACCUAAGUUCUUCCACGAAAUGUGUGUAAAAAUGUUGACGGUAAAAGAACAACCAUUUACGUUACCGAAAAGUGUCACAGACCAAGUUAUCAAGAUACCAAAGAUUUGGCCAGGUGAUCAGCUGGUGAAUACCCGCAAAAAACGACCGGACCAAGAAAACGAUUGUUAUGUUUGUAGAAGGUAAACAUUAGGGUAAUUUAAAUUUUAAAACCAUUGCGCUUCGGCUAACUUGUUUUUUGGCUGUGAAGUCAAGGAUAUGGGCCUAAUAAUGUGCUAAUUUUAAUUAUUUUCAGACCAGUGAUAUUUCCAUACUACAAUAAGUGCUAUUUCUGUCCAUUGGUUGUCCAUCUGGAUUGUCAGUUGGAGCCAGAAGCGGCUAGGAGGAUAUAUGCAUGGCGAUGUCCCUGCCAUGUUGAAAAUUUUAUUGUAAGUUUUGAAAAUGUGAAGUUUUAAACAUAAAAGGCUUACAUUGAGUAAAAGUUUGACUUAAGCUUAGGCUUAGAUGUAAUAGCUUCUCAGUAUUUAUAGUAGAAUUAGUAACAUUAGCAAAUUCAAACAGUUUAAACUUAAUUAAAUUUAAAAUUUUCAGGACCGAAAGUUUGUAAAAACGCAAUCCUUAGUAGAACGAACCAAAAUGUACCAAAAGUACGGCUCUAUCGACCACAACGUGGACCAAUAUGAGGUUUUACGCAGAUGUGCACUGAAAUUGGCAUUGGAGUCGGAAGGACCGUUGGAAAGUUCAUUCGACACGAUGGAUGAGGAUUCUGAAACCAUUGAUACAAACGACAUGGUCUAUGAUGCUGAUUAUGAAACUGAAACUGAUCUAGCCUCAAAGAGUACGGCUGUAGGUGAGAAAACUGUGUCACAAAUGGAUGUGGAUGAAAAAACAUUGUCAAAUAGUGAAGGCGGUGACAAAACAAUAUCGAUUGAUGAAGUAGAUGAAAGGACGAUAUCAAAUGUUGAAGUAGAUGAGAAAAAUAUUUCUACUGGUCGGGGUGAAAGAUCAAAAAGCAAAGACAGUCAGUGUACGACAAUAGAAGCUGCUGAGAUAUUAGUUACACUUAAAUCUUCAUGA